UGCCUAAAGCCGAGGGGAAGGGGGUAGACGGGGUGGGACACACGUUAGUGAGGAACCCACAAGUUAGUCUGCCCUUUACACACCGCUGUCAAUACUUGUAUUCCUCGCGCUUUCUUGAGACCGGUGCCUCUGUGUAUGAAACUCCCGUCGCGUUGCGAGUGGAUUAAGUGGCUGCGCCACAGGAAAGUGUUUUGCGCUUCGGUGGCGCAGAUUACGGAUGAUCUCUGUUGCCAAGGAGGAGGAGGAGGAGGUGUCGCAAAGCUGAGAAUCGCUGUCACCAAGGUUGGUGGUGCGACGUAGUCACCAUCUCCACACAACUGCCGCCUUCACCUCAGGUUGUCUCCCGGCGCCUGAGAGCCAGAUGGUGGGUGAAGCGUGGUUGUGGGGCGUGUUGGGGGUGGUGGUUGUGGUGGUGGUGGGGGGUGGCGACGCCCGCGCCGCCCACCAACACCACCAAUUGGUGAAGGAGAAGGAAGUCACCGAACAACUGGCCCUCAUAGAUAGACUGGUGGAUAUAAUGCUCAACGUCACUCGCUGUGAUCAACACAAACCGAAGGAUGAGAUCAAAACACCGAAAGGGAAAGCUGAAGAAGAGAAACCAGCUGAAGACGUCUCCGAGUGCGACUACUCGGAGCUGAGUGAAAGUCACACCAUGCUUAAGCCCAAGAAUGAUGCCUGCGAGAUCCACAAGACCCACCUGACGAAGGAGGAGAAGGAGGAGGUCCUCUUCCUCCACAACACCCUCAGAGCUAAGGUGGCGAGGGGUGAGGAGACCCGGGGAAGCCCGGGUCCUCAGCCACCUGCAGCGAACAUGCGCCAGGUGGUGUGGAACGACGAGCUGGCUGAUGUGGCUCAGGCGUGGGCGGCUCAGUGUCCGAGGGGCCACGACGCGUCCAAGGAGAGGAACAUUUGCAGCAGGGACUACUUCGUCGGCCAGAACAUCCACUACUACUGGGGCUACGACGAAGACUCCGACUGGAGUCGAGGGAUCAACGAAUGGUAUGACGAAGUGGCCGACAUGCCCAGCUCCUACGUCGCCGCCUUCCAACUCCACCCCACCAAGAAGAUUGGUCACUACACACAGGUGGUGUGGGCGGAGACGAGCGAGGUGGGGUGCGGCCUCGUCUACUACGAGGCCGAACUCAAGGGCAAGGUGUACCCGGAGAGCAAGAUCUACGUCUGCAACUACGGCGAGGCUGGCAACAUCAGGAAGUGGCCCAUUUAUGAGACGGGGCCGGCCGCUUCCCUGUGCACCAAGGGCGUGUCCCCCGCCUAUCCGGAUCUUUGUAUAUAGCCCUAUAUGCAUAGGCUACAGGGGUGUCUGGGGCUAGGGCCCUGGACCUGGGGUGGCUAGAGCCAUGGAUCUGUGUGGUUAGGGUCCUGGACGUAGGAGGCCAGGGCCCUGGACCUAGGAGGCCAGGGCCCGGAAUCUGUGGGGUCUUCAGAUAAGAACUCUCAGAUAAACUUGCAGAGAACAAGAAAGUGCUAGCACACUCUAGCUGAUCCAUUGUUUAUACGACACACAAACCCAGUAGAAAACUACAUGUUGUCACAGAUCGAAUAAGACUUUGCUACAAGUAUCUGUCACUUUAGGGGGAAUCCCACGAAAUAUUAAGUGCUUGGGCGAACACAAGGUAACACUCUAGGGAGUCUAAGAGCACUACAGCUUACACUCAGUGAAUUUAGAGUGCCUCACUCACUCUAAAUGCCUAAGUGAGGCAUUUAGAGAUCCACACACUUGUGUAGAACUCUGUUUGCACAGUAUUUCCGCUUCUAGUAAAUAGUGGAAAAUAUUAUGUCAAAAGGCUAAAAACUGGGUUCCCUGAAGCUAUUAAGAGCAGCACUUCCUCCAGCCUCUCGUAUCAAUGUUGAAAAUUAUGUUACUUCCUAAAUGAUUUUGUAAUAGUCAUAUUAUUUUGUCAUACAUUGUUCUGUGGCAGCACAAGCAGUGUUCUGUUAUCAGCAGGUGUCGUUGUAAUUAGAUAUAAGGUGUACAAAUAAGUUAUAUAAAUCAAUGUCAAUUAA
This is a messenger RNA of Procambarus clarkii (red swamp crayfish), 2025 nucleotides long. RefSeq names its product venom allergen 5.01. NCBI's taxonomy places the organism in Eukaryota, Metazoa, Arthropoda, Malacostraca, Decapoda, Cambaridae. Gene Ontology annotation, cellular component: extracellular region. The record is from RefSeq and is a predicted model, not a curated record.